Rhodotorula graminis WP1 is the source of this 2013-nucleotide messenger RNA. RefSeq lists its product as uncharacterized. Gene Ontology annotation, biological process: iron ion transport; copper ion import; intracellular iron ion homeostasis. Lineage: Eukaryota; Fungi; Basidiomycota; Microbotryomycetes; Sporidiobolales; Sporidiobolaceae. Gene Ontology annotation, cellular component: plasma membrane. The transcript is spliced from 10 exons. Gene Ontology annotation, molecular function: ferric-chelate reductase activity. The record is from RefSeq and is a predicted model, not a curated record. The coding region runs from base 70 to 1950 and encodes 626 amino acids.
CUCGACCUCCUCGCUUCCACCAACUUUCGCCAUCCUCGAGCUCGGCUCAGCACCAGGAUUGCGACCGUCAUGUCGACCCUCAACGACGGCGCGGCGUCGCUCGCCCACGAGCUCGCAAAAGCUUUUCUCGCGCGCCGCGGCCACAGCCAUGCCAGCAUGACGCCGAGCGAGAUCGCCGAGACCAAGGUCGAUCCGUACGAGGACACGCCCAAGUACGCCAAGGCGGCGGUCAUCGCCAUCUGCGGCGCCAUCGCGCUCCUCGGGCUCGCCAACCUCUUCACCAUCUUCAUGCGCACCAAGCUCGGCUCUCGCCUCGCCCGCACCAGGGCGUACCGCAGGAAAGUCGCCUUUUACCGCUGGAUCGAGACGAGCCAGCCCAAGGCCGCCGGCUGGAUCCGCUUCCCGACAGCGGGCGUCAUCGGCAUCAUCGUCCUCUUCUGGCUCUUCAUCGGCAUCUGGACGUUCGCGCAGCAGCCCUACUACCGCUCGAGGUGGAACGUCGGGUCACCGCCUCUCGCCAUGCGCACCGGCAUGUUCGCCCUCGGGUGCUUCCCGUUCAUCCUCGCGUUCGGCGCCAAGUGGAACCUCGUCGGCUUCGUCGUCGGCUGCUCGCACGAGAAGCUUCAGGUCUUUCACCAGUGGCUGUCGCACCUCUUCCUCAUCCUGUCGCUCCUCCACACCUUCCCGUUCGUCGUCCAGGGCACGCACGAGAUCCGCCCAAACACGGACGGCUUGAACCCGCACGGGUACUCGCAGCUGUACUACUCGUGGUUCGUGUCGCACAAGGUCUACUACUGGUCCGGCAUCGCCGCCUUGGUCCCUCUCGUCGUCCUGUGCUGGGGCUCGUUGGCGCCUCUCCGCAACCGGUCGUACGAGAUCUUCAAGCUCCUGCACAUCGUCUCGGCCAUUCUCUUCUCGGGCUUCUUUUACGUACACUGCAAUGCCCUCCUCACGUCUUGGCGCUACAUCUGGGCGACGGCCGCCAUCUACUUUACGUCGGUCCUCGUGCGCUUCGGCCUCAUCCUCGUCCGCAACGGUCGCCACGUCGCUCGCGGCCGCGUCGAGGCGCUCGCCGACAACGCCGUGCGCAUCACGGUCCGCCUGCCGUACAACUCGGGCCACCGGUGGACGGCAGGGCAGCACUACUUUGUCAACUUCUUCAAGGUCCGCCCGCUCGAGAGCCACCCGUACACGGUCGCCAACGCGCCUCGCAACGAUCCGAGCAGCGUCGCCUCGCCGGACCGCCUCGUCCUCGUCUUCCGCAUCAACCCGCUCUCGGGCCUCGGCCCGCGCCUCCUCUCGCUCGCCUCGUCCUCGUCGCCGACCACGCCGGUACUUCUUGACGGACCGUACGGCGGUCUCGCCGCCGCGAACCGCGACUUUGGCCGUCACGACGCGCUCGUCCUCGUCGGCGGCGGUGCGGGCAUGUCGUUCUGCACGGCGGUCCUCGAGGAGGUGUGCGGCCGGGUCUUGCGCGAGGAAGAGGGCGUCCGGGUCAAGAAGAUCGACGUGUGGUGGGCUGUGAGGGACGAAGAGGCCAAGACGUGGUUCGACAACCAGAUCCACCGCGCGACCGAGUACCUGCCCAAGGGCUUCGUCACCUUCCACCUGUUCGUCACGGGCGCGCAGCCGUCGGACGAGUCGAAGGAGAAGCUCGACCAGGAGGACGAGCCGACGCCGCCCUGCAGCGCCGCCGCCAGCUGCGCCACCUCGCACGUCCCCUGGCGCAAGACCUACGUCCGCCCGUCCUUGCCCGACCUCCUCACGGCGCGCUUCUGCGCCGCGCCCGACGGCUCGACGCUCGGCAUCGCGUCGUGCGGCCCGGCGUCGCUCACGACCGACGUCCGCCGCGCCGUCGCCGCCAGGCAGAAGGUGAUCGCGUUUGCUCGCGCGGGCGCCGAGCGCGGCGUGGCCGAGGUCGAGCUGCACACGGAGGAGUUCGAGUGGUGAGCGGGGGCCACUCUUGUUCUGUAGAUUCGUCGCUUUAGUCUGUACUGCAGUCGUUCGCCCGUC